Molecule: messenger RNA, 1488 nt
Organism: Gastrolobium bilobum
Lineage: Eukaryota; Viridiplantae; Streptophyta; Magnoliopsida; Fabales; Fabaceae
Product: glucan endo-1,3-beta-glucosidase 13-like
Exons: 4
Coding region: 1-1488 (495 amino acids)
Biological process (GO): carbohydrate metabolic process
Cellular component (GO): plasma membrane
Molecular function (GO): hydrolase activity, hydrolyzing O-glycosyl compounds
Source: RefSeq, a predicted model, not a curated record
AUGACAAGAGGGUUUAGGUUCAUCUUUGCUGCAUCACUUUUGCUUAUGCUUCUGGAUUGUUGCUAUGGGAGUUUUAUUGGGAUCUGCUAUGGAAGAAAUGCUGAUGACCUCCCUACACCUGAUAAGGUGGCACAGUUAGUCCAACUUCACAAAAUCAAAUAUGUGAGGAUCUAUGAUUCUAACAUACAGGUUCUGAAGGCUUUUGCAAACACUGGAGUUGAACUUAUGAUUGGGAUUCCAAAUUUAGAUUUGCUGCCAUUGUCCCAGUUCCAAUCAAAUGCAGACACUUGGUUGAGAAAUAACAUCCUUCCUUACUAUCCAGCCACUAAGAUCACAUACAUAACUGUUGGUGCAGAAGUCACAGAAAGUCACAACAAUGCUUCUGCUUUAGUAGUGCCUGCUAUGAACAAUGUCCUUACAGCACUCAAGAAAGCUGGACUUCAUAAAAAGAUAAAAAUUUCUAGUACUCAUUCCCUUGGGGUUCUGUCUAAAUCAUUCCCACCUUCUGCUGGUGCUUUCAGUAGCAGCCAUGCACAUUUCCUUAAGCCAUUGCUAGAAUUUCUUGCAGAGAAUCAAUCACCUUUUAUGAUUGAUAUAUAUCCUUAUUAUGCUUACCGAGACUCCGCAAACAAAGUGUCCUUGGACUAUGCCUUGUUUGAGUUAUCCUCUGAAGUUAUUGAUCCAAACACUGGUUUGCUGUAUACAAACAUGUUUGAUGCCCAGGUUGAUGCUAUUUAUUUUGCACUGAUGGCACUGAAUUUCAGAACAAUUAAGGUCAUGGUCACCGAGACAGGUUGGCCUUCCAAAGGGUCGCCAAAAGAGACAGCUGCUACUCCUGAUAAUGCACAAACAUACAACACUAAUCUGAUAAGGCAUAUUAUCAAUGACACUGGUACACCUGCAAGGCCUGAAGAAGAGUUAGAUGUAUACAUUUUUUCGUUGUUCAAUGAAAAUAGGAAGCCUGGUUUGGAAUCUGAGAGAAACUGGGGAUUGUUUUAUUCAGACCAGACUAGUGUGUAUAACCUAGAUUACACUGGAAGAGGUUCUGUUGAUAUGACUACAGAGGCAAAUGGAACAACAUGGUGCAUUGCUUCAAGUAAGGCCUCACAAAUUGAUUUGCAGAAUGCAAUAGAUUGGGCUUGUGGUUCUUCUGGCAAUGUGGAUUGUACUGCUAUCCAGCCUAGCCAACCUUGUUUUGAACCAGAUAACUUGGUCUCACAUGCAUCUUAUGCUUUUAAUAGCUAUUACCAGCAAAAUGGGGCUUCUGAUGUUGCUUGUAGUUUUGGAGGGACAGGUGUAAUAGUUGAUAAGGAUCCGACCUAUGAGAACUGCAUCUACAUGAGAACUGGAAAUAACAAAACCGUGGCAAGUGAUACAACAGCAAUAUCUUCAAUUCCAACUUCCUCACCGAAUGAAGUUUCCUCAUUGAUUUCUAGUGCUCUGCUUUUAACCUUUAUCUUCCUUCUAUUUACUAUUGGACUAGCAUGA